This is a messenger RNA of Brienomyrus brachyistius, 7025 nucleotides long. Its product is annotated as homeobox protein Nkx-2.1-like. Lineage: Eukaryota; Metazoa; Chordata; Actinopteri; Osteoglossiformes; Mormyridae. Bases 5366 to 6403 code for a protein of 345 amino acids. Gene Ontology annotation, biological process: cell differentiation; regulation of transcription by RNA polymerase II. The transcript is spliced from 2 exons. Gene Ontology annotation, cellular component: nucleus. Gene Ontology annotation, molecular function: DNA-binding transcription factor activity, RNA polymerase II-specific; RNA polymerase II cis-regulatory region sequence-specific DNA binding. The record is from RefSeq and is a predicted model, not a curated record.
CCAAGUGACCUGAGAGUACACACGAUGCUGGGGAGGAGCCCAUACAGAACUAGGCAAUGCUUUAAGUUCGAUCGUCACACCUCGAACAACAAAGGCUUUUGAGAAACCCUCUCAGUCUCACUCAUCAUUUACCUACAUCGUUCGUUAUCUUGUUUGUCAUUCUCUAAGAUCGUUCAACUCUGUGCCGCGGUGCAAAUCAAUAUCUUGUAAAAGACAUCACAUAAAUUAAUUAUUCAGGCAACCAUUAGGAUGCCUACAUUAACUGUGAAUAACACGUCGUUAAACUUGAAAUAAACUUGCAGUCAGGGUAAUCUGGCCAAUGAGUGACCUUACUCCGUCAGAUCUCAUCCCUCAUCAUUCCCGUCUUCUAUCGAUAAUGCUACACAUAAUCAACAAGUUGUUACAUAGUGACAUUCCUGUGUCACAUCUCAGCGGCAUUAAACAAGGUUAGCUAUCUUUAACUGUUUACAAUUGUUUCCUAGCCAGUAAAUGUGUUACUGCAAGUAUAAGAAGGCAACUUAAUUGUUUCUGCAUUGUUGUCCCACAGAUAUGCUGCAUUAGCCUAAAACUGUCAAAAUAUAUCACGCACAUGUCUGCUGAGGUAGCUAUGCAACCAAUGUGCUAGCGCAGACAUUUUAUGAAGCUGUAUUAUGAAGUUAUGUUAAUUAAUGUUAGUUAGCUAAAGUUAGCCAGCAAGGCAAACUCAGUUUGUAGUCUAGCAUGUAGAAAUUUCACUGCCAUUCAGUAUUUGCCACAAACACCAACCCAACACACCCUUUUCCAUCAUGGAUUUUGAAAACAACUAGUAAACUAUUUUCUGGCUGAUGCUAACUAGCUAGCCAUCUAGCAGAAUGUAUCCUCACCAUUGCUCCCUGCUAAUCCCUUUUCUAGAUCAUUGCACAAUGCACUAUGCCAUCCACAAAUAGUUGUAUUAAAUGGGGUAUUUUUGUUGAUUAGUUUAUGAGCCGGUUGUUUUUGUGCAUUCUGCGUGUCUUUUUCUUUUUUGCCGUCCAAGGGAAACAUUGCCUGCGUGGUAACUUUACACAGGGCACACACUGGAUUAGACAGUAGUUAUCCACUUGCUGCUACUGCGGAAUGUUUGACCAUCACCAGGUCAGUGAUGUCAUUUUUCUAUUAUUGCAUUUAUUUCCAGGAUGGCAGAAUGAAGCAGACUAAGUUAAAGGCAUUUUAAACAUUACAGGAUAAGACAGGAUGCAGAUAAAACAUACAGGACAGAACAGUCUCAUGAAGUUUCAAGAACAUGAGUAUCUGUGUAUUUUGUAUGUCUUGCGUGUGGUUUUGAAAUAGUGCCUACCCACAGAUUUGGUUCGCACAACACCCCUGCAUUCUUUAUUGGGAAAGACGAUAGGUCUUUCCGUAUGAUAGGCCUUUCCGUAUGAUAGGCCAUCUACGAUGACGGGGAACACGGGUCUUAGACAUAAAUAUAUUCUGAAUUUCACAAACAAACAAAAUGGCAUAUUCGUUACGGGGGGUGCGUAUGAUCCUUAGGCAUCAUUUGUCUGCUUAAGUUGUUUAUGUAUACACUUCAAGUGUACCGAGUUUGAUUUACGUAGGCCUAUGUUGAACGUAGGGAUGGCUUCGAAGAGAUUGUAACAGUCAAUGCACUGCUGCAAAAUGUUAUAUAUAUAAUAUAAUUGGUUUUUGCAAAAAGAAAGCGAAAAGUAAAUAUUUGAUAUAAUCAAACCUGUUUGUGGCAAAAAAUGAGGAAAUAUUUCGAGAUAGUAAUGGGGGUUAUAACAUUUCACCACUAGAUGUCAGCCUCAGACAUUAUAUCGUUUAUUCGUGACUAUUUUCAGCAUUGGCUCUGAUAAAAAAGUACAUAAAUAUGUGCAGACAAAAAUAGGCAAAAAACUAUGAAAUUCUACUUAUUAUACUAUUAUUCACUGGAAUACAUUUACAACAAAGUCCCUAAUAGAAUAAGAAUUGUAUCGUGUGAAACUGUUUUUCGUAUACGUAACUUUACUCAAGAUACUCCUGUACACAUAAAUCUAGCUAAAAAGAAAUCACGUUUACGACCGUUUUUACAACAGUUAUCAGGUAAAGAAUUGGCAAGAUACUCUUCUGGGCAAUUAGUGCUAAUUGGGCGCGAUAGCUGUGCAAUUACAGAACAAAAUAGUUUCCAGUUUGGAUGAUGAAAGCUUUCGAAACGUAUUACAUUGACAAGCAAUUUUUAAUUAGAUAUUCUUUUAAUCUCCAUUACCUCGCAUUUCAUUUUUACACCAUUAAAUUAAUCAUAUGAAGCACAUACAGAUGACAAAGAUCAAUUUUUAAAUAAUUAUGGUGUUUUGUUUUAAUUUUGUGUUAUAAAUAGAAACGUUUGGAUGGACGUCCAAUAAAGCAACAGAAAGUGUUCAAUGAUAUAAUAAAUUCGCGCAAUUUUAUUGAAAAAAUGUUGUAUUAAACCUUUAUGUGGAUACUUUACACCAUAUAGGACUAUGGAAUUAUCCAUAAGAUAAUACGUUUUGAUAGGUAACAUAUGAUAAUAUUAUUAUUAAAGGGGCGGAUCAAAUAUUUAAAUAAACGGAAUUAAAUCAAUAUUGAUCUAAAGACUUCGCCCACGAUGCGUGCAAACUUAUACAACUAACUGAGUGAAACGGGUAAUUAUAACGGGGGGAAGGAAAUAUUCAGUGUACUACAUCCUUCAGAUGAACACAGUAGUUAAUACGUAUGGUUUGUAACAUUUCAAAUUUUAGGACAGUCAUUUAAAAUUAACCAGGACCUCGGCGUGAAGGCGAUCUUAGACUGCCAGCCAUGCACUAUUAAAACUGCGUAGCUCUUUGUCCGUCCCGCUGCACAUAGAAUAUGCUACUGCGUUUCACUUCUAAUUCCAAUGCUGCUGCACAAUUCGCUCUUACUGUCUUUACCUACGAGUUCUCAUCAGUCCUUAUAAAGUCCACUUAAUGUUCCUCUGAAACUAGCUGUCCUGCUUUUUCCUCCACUUUGUCCCACUUGUCCAGCCCACCUCCCUCCACUCAAUGUACAUUUACUCUGCGCUCCCGAAGCGAUCAAUGACUUCCAUUGAUAACAGAGUGAUUCACAUCCUGUUAACUCUGGCAACAAACGCUGAUGCCCAUAGUUGUAAAUUAUGGAGGGAGGGGGGUUGACCCCCUCCCCAAUAAUCAAAACCAGCCAAUGCAACCUCUUGGACCCCCUUAAAUGAUUGGAGACCUCAACCCAAAGUUGUACCCUUGGUAAUGCCAGUGUAUAUGAUGCCCUUGAGAUGUAUAUUGUACAUGGGGUAUCUCACUGUGAGAAAUAUAUACACAGUGGGUCACGUGUAAAGAAGUACGUUAUGAUCUUUAGUAAUGUUAACUGUAUAAAAACAAAGAAGGGUAUGUUUACUUCGCUAUGCGUCCUGUGACGGAAUUAAAUUUCUCUUUGUUUUUCAUCUCAUGCAUCUGAAAUUAGGGGCAACAGCGCAACAAAGUUCAACGCCUUGUUGCACAGAAAGAUGCUCUGGUAAUUUUCAUAAUGAAGGAAAGCGAGAUUUUAAGGUACGGCAGGUUGUGCAACAGCAGUUAAGGUCAACAGCACCUUAACAUUAGCUGAAUUAAUUGCAACCUCAAUCAAUAUUACGAUAUAUCGUUAACAUAUAUGUAACAGUCCGACGGGUUAUUAUGUACUGACUGGGCAACUAAUUGCUUGGAACGAUUUGUUAAAUCCAUUGGUAUAUUAUCCUGAACGAGUCAUAAUUUUGUUAUAAAUUUGGUUUUAAAACAAAUAAACACAAAUGAGUGAUAAUUCAACGAAAUGAAUCAAUUACGAUAAGCACGAACUGAUCAACAAUACAUAUAGUCCAUAAAUCCAUAUAAGACAGAGACAGGAGAUUCCCGUUAAUUUUAUAACAUUGUUCUUGUAAAUGUCUUAUAGCUUUAUUUCAAGACCCACGACACCUGUAAUCUUAGCGAUAACACGGUCGUAAAAUCCUGUUGCUGUAAAUGUUCCAGUCCCACGGAACCCUCAGUGAGACAAAUGCACUGCAAAUGGAUUCUCUUUGCCUAAGUCAUGUUAUACGUACCAGCGCAUUCAAUAAGCGUCUGUGCGGAGAUACACAUUCAAAGUUUGCUUCUUUUGGGCCUAAACCACCUGUAAUUAUCGACACACGUAAUGAAUUCAUUAAUAAGGUAAUGUAGAUUUCCCUCGAAUUUAUUUCUUUUUGCACAAAGGCCUAUUUUCUCUCACCCCGAGACCCAGACCAGGACAAGCGGUUAGAUGAUUGACGGAUGGUUUGAUUAAUGGAUAUUUUCGCUUAGCUUUGGACUAAUGUUGGUUUUUUUAAGUUUAAGUUCUCAUUACGGUGUAAAUUUUAAUUGUACAAUGUGCUACUUUGUGUUUUAGGGAGGGUAAAAAAGUAGUUUUAAAUCUAUAGAUUUUUGUACUAGUCGUCGAUCACAAGAUGUUUAAUUUCUGAUAGAGAUUCCAUAAUAAUCAAUGUAUAUGCCAUCCAUUCACCGUAUUACCUUUCUCAAUGUCAAGUAACCUGCUGUUUUGUAAAGCGUAAAACCUUAUAAACCAGUUGGAGCGUCUGUCUCGUCAUUCCGCCGCUGUCUAGUUAUGCACUCUGUCUGCAAUGCAUUAAUAAUUGAUAGUCACUCAAAACAGCAGGUGCUAUCCUUCAUCUGUCUUCAAGCUAAGCUCUCGUUCAGUAUAAUGUCACUGAUAAAUCAUAAAUUAUAUAUACAAAAAGUGUGUCGGAAUUUAACUUCGGAGAAAUUGUUAUUAUAAUUGCUAAACAGGCUGCGAUGUUUUUUCCUGUAACAUAACGGAAAUGUAACAAUCAAUCCGUCUUAAGCGGCACUCCAUCGCAUUCGGUACAAUACUAAAUAACUUAAUUCUUGAAAUAUCUACCGCCAGUUGCAGGCUGCGAAUUUUCUGUUUUAUCUUAAGCACGAUUUUAUAGAGCGCAGUUACAGUUGAAAGUAGCGCUGAGAUCGAGGUAAAGUUAUCAAUAGUAACAUGCCGCAUGCAUAUCUAUACAUACAAGCACACACGCCUGCUGUUACUGUUGAAAACUUGCAUAUAUACUGCUCCUGUAUAUGUAGAAUGUAAAGGCGGAUAAAAGCACGAAAAAGGCAAAGAGAGACCUUUCUAUUGUCGCCCUGACUGCUGAUGCCCCGCCUUUGGUGGCUGUGUCAAACCUGGCGCCCAGCUAAAACUAACAAAAGCGAGUCCUAAGCUUCCACUCACUCCAAUUAAGGCGGACUUCAACUACUCUCUUACGUGUUCAUCCACUACCAUCGACGCUGAGACAGGAGGGACAGAGGGCAACAGGAAAAAAGAGGGGGAGAGAGAGAGGGAGAGAGAGAGAUUGCUGUUUAGUUUUCCUCUUUCCUGCUGCAGAACAAUGUCGAUGAGCCCAAAACAUACGACUCCUUUUUCUGUUUCCGAUAUCUUGAGUCCCCUUGAGGAGUGUUACAAGAAAGUAAGUAUGGAAGGUAACAGCUUGGGGGCUUCAAUCGCCGCUUACCGACAGCCACAGGUCUCACAGGCGGCAAUGCAACAACACUACAUGGGGCACAACGGGACAGUGUCCGCCACUUACCAUAUGACGGCUGCUGGGGUAUCUCAGCUGUCGCACACCGCAGUGGGGGGCUACUGUGGCAGCAAUUUGGGAAACAUGACCGAACUUCCGCCUUACCAAGACACCAUGAGAAACAGCACCACGGCCGCUGGCUGGUAUGGAGCCAGCCCAGAUCCGCGCUUUCCUUCAAUCUCUCGCUUUAUGGGUUCGUCGUCGGGCAUGAACAUGGGCAGUAUGGGCAGUCUUGGCUCCCUGGCGGAUGUAGGCAAAAGCAUAGGGCCCUUACCGAGCACCCCACGGAGGAAGCGCCGGGUGCUCUUUUCCCAGGCUCAGGUGUACGAACUGGAGCGGCGGUUCAAGCAACAGAAAUACCUGUCAGCGCCAGAGCGGGAACACUUGGCUACUAUGAUCCACCUCACUCCGACGCAGGUGAAAAUAUGGUUCCAAAACCACCGGUACAAGAUGAAGCGACAAGCUAAAGACAAAGCGUCCCAGCACCAAAUGCAGCAGGACUCGGGCUCCUGUCAGCAGCAGCAGUCGCCCCGCCGAGUGGCAGUGCCAGUGCUGGUGAAAGACGGAAAGCCGUGCCAGGCUGGUAACCAAACCUCAACAGCGGCCAUACAGAGCCACCAUCAGGAGGUCAAUAGCGUCAUGGCCAUAUCCAUGAACAGCUCGGCGAUGAGCCAACAUCACGACCAACAGGCUAGCAGCUCGGAACACUCUCCGGAACUGGCCCAUCACUCCAGCAGCCCGUCCUCCCUGCAGACCCAGGUGUCUGGUCUUUCUCACCUCAGCUCUGUGAGUUCUGAGUACGGCUCGGCUGUGCCUUGCUCGGCUCUACUGUACGGACGGACAUGGUGAAUAAUCAUGAUAAUCAAAAUAUAUACGAGACAGAUUGUUGCACAUUCGGGCACCAGAGACCACACAUUCCCACUCUGAAAAUCUGCAUUUUGUGAAGAAACAGAAGGAUUAAUCUUAAACUGGAUAUACGUAGAAACUGGUCGAAUCAAGACAUAGUGAAUAUGUAUUUAAUAUAAACGCACCUCGAAGUGAAAUGAAACCUAUUUAUAUAAAUGAGCUCGAGGACUGAAACCCCUUUUCGAAAAUAUUUUGUUUUAAAGGUUUCUGCACCUCGAAGCCUGAGUAUCUCAGUGGAAUACCAGUUGAAAUAUAUUUCUGAGGAUCUGGUGAGAUCCAAAAAGAAGAAAAAUUCGCGCCGAACCGGGGACUCGGUUGGGGAUUUUGCUUGUUGGGAAAUAAUAGUUCCAUUUUCGAAAGUUCAGUGUCAAGCGUAAUUUCUAUCAUUUCUGUCAAUGGUCUGAAUUAUUUGUUAGAAUCAUAAUGUAGAAAAGGUUUCAUCGAUAUUAUUAAGGGUUGGUUGUAUUUUAUUGUUAUUUGACCGCGUGUUUUGUUCUUAUGUAACUUAUAUAGCUAUUUGCCAUAAAACAGUAAUACAAUCCUAUUAAAUAUAUUAUUAAAAUAA